ACUCCAGUCGCUUCACAACUCCUCCAAUGUGAAAAUGGCGCAAGUCAGGUCUCCAUGGGUACAUCUGACAUUAUGUGUGUUGUGUGCGUGCGUGUGCAUCGUGUGUGUGCAGGCGGACACCCGCAGUGACAGAGCGAACCCUGAAACCCUCCCCGAUCUCCAGGCGAUCGCAGAGCUCAAUGAGUCUAUCACCCUCAAAAAACAUAGCCCCAAACCUAUGCACACGACUGAUGGCUUGGAGGAGGAGGAGGAGGAAGAGCAGCCUCAAGGGCCAGAGAGCCCGUCAUAUCCUAGCAAGGCGAGAAAAGAGUGGCCAGGCGGCCUUAGCAGCCAGAGUGAUGUGGCGGCGGCUUCGCCUGUCAAGGAGACAGCCAGUAAGAGGAAUAUCAGUAGCCUGGGCCGCGGUGUGACGGCCCAGGAGCUAAAGUCCGCCACCUCCCUGGCGGGGAACCUGCUGCUGCUGCUUAUAUCUGUGGUCAUCGCUGGCUCCCUCUUCGUCAUGCUUCUCUGCUUCAUUCACAAGUGGAAGGAGAACAUGGGCACAGCGCGGUACCCACGAGUGGUGUAUUCCAUGUUGAGACAGAGCGAGGACGAGCCCGAGGAUGUCUUGGGUGAGAUCCUCAUAAAUAUUGGCCUUGCGGCGCCUGAAGACUCCAGGCCAUUGACACCGUCUUCCUCAGAGACCUCAGACUCACCGGACCCCUCUGAUCACGAGGUGAACAUCACUGACCUUGAUGGGUCAAAGUUCACCACAAUUCCACUAAGGUCAGAUGAAGCUGCCAAAAGACUCAUGGCCCCAGAACCUGAUGAGUCAGAUGAGGAGCUAUUGCAGUAGAUGUCCUUCCAGAAACCCAGUUCUACAUAUCUCUGCUGCAAGAUGGUGUUACUACUGUGCCACAGCUUAUAGCCAUGCAUAAUGUUCGAGAAAGUGAGAAACCGAGUGAAACAGAAUAAAUGAGUAUGAGAGAAUGCGAGCAAAGAAUUUGACAGAGACUGUGUGUAUAUAAAUCGAGAGAAACCUUCCAAUAAAGGUGCUUAUAACUUUUGAGUGUUGAAGGUCCUGCUAUCAUGAGAGCUCAAGGUGACCAGCUUUACAGACUAUAUCAAAUGUGUAUUAUGUAUACAGUACAAUCAUGUGUGUCCAUUUCUACUUACUAUGUAUUUAUGUUGUGCGACUAAUUUUCAGUGUAAUACAGCAGCUUAGGUUUAGAACCCUUUCCACUCCCUCAGUCUUGGAAUUAAAAUGCACAAAGCCCUAAAUGUUUAGAUAACUGAUGACAAUGAAACUUCCAUUUUAAUUACAAAGCUUGCUUUAAAUCUGCAUAUUCAGCAUAUGCUCUGUGGAUGGUCUGUAGCAUUUGUAUAUACUAUUAGCAAUAAUGUAAAUUUGUAGUAAUGCAGUAUUUUAUUUCAUGUUUCAAAAGCUGAACUAUCAGCUCCCUUAGGGCCAAUUGAUUUGUCAUCCAUCAUUUCUCCGUCCGGUAAUCAGGUCCUUUUAGCAAAUGACAAGUAUUAAGCAAUUUCACUCCAUUGUAAUUAUCUACAAAAAAAUUAGAUUUUGAAUUGGCCAUUGUUUUUCUACUCCUAAGGAGUCCUCUUAGUUGGGUGAGAGGAAAGGAUAGCUAGUCUAAGGUCUUCACAAUGUGACUUGCUUUAAUUUGUAAGGGACAGCACAGUAUGUAUGAAUAUGCAGCCCAUCCUCCCGUUUUUGUAGUACUUAUAGUAACGAUGAAAAUCGUAGUACAUUCACCGACGUAAAAUGCAAUUAGAAAGUAGAAAAUUGGUACUAUUGAAUUUGGACAAACCGGAAAAAGAUUUUCUAUUUACGUUGCAAAGACAAACUAAACUAACCUAACCUAGUGGGGAGCCGGUCG
Molecule: messenger RNA, 1874 nt
Organism: Procambarus clarkii (red swamp crayfish)
Lineage: Eukaryota; Metazoa; Arthropoda; Malacostraca; Decapoda; Cambaridae
Source: RefSeq, a predicted model, not a curated record